This is a messenger RNA of Jatropha curcas, 1260 nucleotides long. RefSeq names its product Haloacid dehalogenase-like hydrolase (HAD) superfamily protein. The record is from RefSeq and is a predicted model, not a curated record. Lineage: Eukaryota; Viridiplantae; Streptophyta; Magnoliopsida; Malpighiales; Euphorbiaceae.
UCCUCAACCUCCAGCAUUCAUGGUUUCUCCCCAUUUAAAGACAUACCCCAACACGCUUUUUCUUUCCCUUUCUCUCGCAUUUCCUCUCUUCUUUAAGGUUUAACCUAUUGCCAUUUCGCUUUCUCCUUAUCAUUUUGCGGUUCUGCGAAUUUAUCUGAGAUUAAAGUAAAAUGGAGUACGAGGGAGAAAAACGAAUGGCUCUGGAGAAGUAUGAGUGUCUCCUUUUUGAUUUGGAUGACACCCUUUAUCCUUUGAGUUCUGGUUUGUCUCAGCAUGUGACGAAGAAUAUUGAAGAGUAUAUGGUUCAAAAGCUUGGCAUUGAUGAAAGUAAAGUCUCAGAAUUGUGCGUUUCCUUGUACAAGUAUUACGGAACAACAUUGGCUGGUCUGAGGGCUAUAGGGUAUAGGUUCGAUUAUGAUGACUUCCAUAGUUUUGUACAUGGAAGAUUACCUUAUGACAUCCUAAAGCCUGACCCUGUUCUUAGAAAUCUUUUACACAGCAUACCUGCCCGCAAAGUUAUAUUCACUAAUGGGGACAAAACUCAUGCUGGUAGAGUCCUUAGUAGACUUGGAUUGGAAGAUUGUUUUGAAGGAACCAUAUGCUUUGAGACUUUAAAUAAUGCAAAUAAAGGCAAUGAUCCAGUUGUUGAGGAAGAGAAUGGAGUUUUUGACAUUAAUGAAUAUAGUGCUGCUCCUAAUGCUGGUAUUGAGCUUCCAAGGUCGCCAGUUAUCUGCAAACCAUUUGAUGAAGCAUUUGAGCAGACCUUCAAGAUCGCGUGCAUCAACCCUCAAAGAACGUUAUUCUUCGAUGAUAGCCUCCGAAACAUACAGACUGGGAGCCGAUUGGGUCUCACCACUGUUUGGGUAGGCGCUUCUCAUCGAACUCUAGGCGUAGACUAUGCACUAGAGAGCAUCCACAAUAUGAAGGAAGCACUGCCAGAGCUCUGGGAAGCUAAUGAGAAGUCUGAAGGUGCCAAAUAUUCAGGAGAGGUUGCAAUUGAGACCCCAGUGGAAGCUUAGUUUAUAACUGGGUGACAAUUUUAUCUAUCCAUCUAUUUAUCAUUAACUUUAACUUCAAACGUAAAAGGUCAUAUUAUGGAGUAUCUUCUUUAAUCAUUCGCUCUUAAGAGAGUCUUUAACUUUGUAAUAGCUUUCAGCUUUUUCUCUCUUUUUAAUUCCUGUACUAGGCCUGUAGCAGGGUUGGCCUUCCUGCUUUGUUUUAUUUUGGAAAAUAUUAAUAAACUGAAUCUUCGAUUGACCA